UUCUCGGUGAUGUUUGAGAACUCAGUGCCCACGGAGAGUGGACAGCAGCCGUCAUGGUUUGGAGGGUUCUGUGUCUUCUCCUCUGUUUCUUCUUGAAGGAUUCCAUAGGAGGCAGGAAGAUGCCCAAACUGGCAGACAGGAAACUCUGCGCAGACGAGGAAUGCAGCCAUCCCAUCUCCAUGGCUGUGGCUUUAGCCGACUACAUCCCACCAGACUGUCGCUUCAUCCCCAUCCGACGUGGACAAACUAUCUACAUCUAUUCCAAGCUGAGAGGGAAAGGAAGAUUGUUCUGGUCUGGGAGCGUUGAAGCUGAUUAUGGUGAGAGUGCGUCUCGGUUAGGAUAUUUCCCGAGCACCAUCGUCCAGGAGGAACAUUACCUUAUGCCCGGCAAGGUGGAGGUAAAGACUGAUGUGUGGGAUUUCAGCUGCCCCUGAUUACAGCCCAGACGCCAUGUUACACCGAACGUGUCGCAGCUCGCCGUGGGAUAAACCUGGCACUCAGCGCGCUUCUGCCUUAUUCAAUCUUAUUUUUAUUAUUAUGUUACGGUUGAACAAUAAUCAAUAAAUAAUCAUAUUCUGCUGGAA
Molecule: messenger RNA, 584 nt
Organism: Pelobates fuscus (common spadefoot toad)
Lineage: Eukaryota; Metazoa; Chordata; Amphibia; Anura; Pelobatidae
Gene: MIA
Product: MIA SH3 domain containing
Exons: 4
Coding region: 54-434 (126 amino acids)
Biological process (GO): extracellular matrix organization
Molecular function (GO): protein binding
Source: RefSeq, a predicted model, not a curated record